AGAAAGAUGUGUACGUAAUGUAUCUGUGAUGGAUGACUAUGCAUCUUUGGGAAUAUCCCCAGAUCCAGAGGAGGUUCGAGAUAGUGAAAGAUCAACUAGAGUACGAAUUGCUCGGCAUGAUGAGAGAGAGAAAGGUUUGAGACUUCAUCAGAGUGUUCGUGAUGUGGUUGUUGGAAGUGGUGAAAUUAUUGUCGAUGACAUGAAGUUCACAGUUUCACACGUCGUAGAGCCUGUCGAAAGGGGAAUUGCAAAACUAAAUAAAACAUUCCAUCAGAUAUCUGAGAAUGUGAAACUGCACGAGGAGAGAAAACGGAGUUCUAAGGAUGAUAAUUAUCUUGUUCCCUUGAACUCAUGGACGAGGGAAUUUUCUGAUGUGCAUGAUAACCUUAUUGAAGGGAGUAGUAGUGACAGUGGUUUACCCGAUGGGAAGAGAUCACAGUCCACAUCCAAAGCAACAUCAUCUCGGUUUGUACACAGAUUAUUUUCCCUGUAAUUCAUUACAGAAGUAAACUUCAUAUGACAAAUAGAGUUUGAUUUCAUUUUCUGACAACAUCAGCACACCUGGUACAUAUACUCGACUCUGAAUGGUCUCUCAAUUUUCCAAUUAUGUUCAGAUAGAUCAUAGAUGGAUAUUGAAAAAUGAUAUAGAAGACAAGAUAAAGUCGUGAAGAUUAGGCUGCAGUACUUGGAUGCUAGAAAAUUUGAUGAUUAAGCAUUUCAUAAUGCGUGGAGGAUUCUUGAGGGCAGAUAUUGUCGAUGGCCUCUAUUCAAAGAGUUGCCGCAGAACCAGAAAAACGUAUAGGAGAACCAGCUGGUAGAACAGUUUCUCGUUUUUAUUUUUUGCUUAAAACAUUAAAACCAAAUGUCUCGAUUGUAGAGAGUGUACCAUAGAUGACUCUGGGUAGAAAUUUACAUCAGUCCUCACUCGGAAAAUAUACACCAUCAUUGUACACCUUCAAUACACAAUUCUUAAUUUUGUAUAUGAACUGUAGCUAUGUUUAUUGAUUAAGAUUUUUUAUUCGAAUGUAGAUUGUAUUCUGGUUACCUACUUAACUAUUAACCUAUUGUUGGAUCUCAAGCCUUCAUGGAGAACUCCACAAAUAGGUCAUUAGGAGUCAUCUUUAUUUUCAUAUUAGAACUGUGACUGUGACAGGCCAAGUUGGUCCUG
Messenger RNA from Ilex paraguariensis (yerba mate), 1168 nucleotides. Lineage: Eukaryota; Viridiplantae; Streptophyta; Magnoliopsida; Aquifoliales; Aquifoliaceae. The record is from the annotation of a GenBank genome assembly.